Peromyscus eremicus (cactus mouse) is the source of this 1138-nucleotide messenger RNA. Its product is annotated as putative olfactory receptor 1F12P. Gene Ontology annotation, molecular function: olfactory receptor activity; G protein-coupled receptor activity. The transcript has a single exon. The coding region runs from base 95 to 1036 and encodes 313 amino acids. Gene Ontology annotation, cellular component: membrane. The record is from RefSeq and is a predicted model, not a curated record. Gene Ontology annotation, biological process: G protein-coupled receptor signaling pathway. NCBI's taxonomy places the organism in Eukaryota, Metazoa, Chordata, Mammalia, Rodentia, Cricetidae.
AAGACUGGGUAGAUAUUUAAAGAAAAACACCAGGAGAAAUUGUGUUUUACCAAAGGAAACUUUCUCUCUACAGUUCUUCAUACAGGUACAUCCAAUGGAAACAGAAAACCAAACCAGCAUCUCCGAGUUUCUCCUCCUGGGCUUCUCAAGUUGGCCAGGGAAGCAAGGGCUCCUCUUUGCACUCUUCCUGUGUCUCUAUUUAACAGGACUAUUUGGAAACCUACUCAUCUUGCUCGCCGUUGGCUCAAACAAUCAUCUACAUACACCCAUGUAUUUUUUCCUUGCCAAUUUGUCCUUGGUAGACCUCUGCCUUCCUUCAGCUACAGUGCCCAAGAUGCUACUGAACAUCCAAACCAAGUCUCACUCCAUCUCCUACCCUGGAUGCCUGGCUCAGAUGUAUUUCUGUAUGAUGUUUGCCAACAUGGACAAUUUCCUCCUCACUGUGAUGGCAUAUGACCGUUAUGUGGCCAUCUGCCAUCCUUUGCACUACUCCACCAUGAUGACCCCACGUGUCUGCACCUCUCUGGUGGCUUUAUCUUGGGUCAUUGCCACUUUGAAUCCUCUCUUACAUACCCUCAUGAUGGCCCGACUGCAUUUCUGCUCUGAAAACAUCAUCCACCAUUUCUUCUGUGACAUCAACUCUCUCCUCCCUCUCUCCUGUUCUGACACCAGUCUCAAUCAACUGAUGGUUCUGCUUGUGGUGGGACUGAUCUUUGUGGUACCGUCAGUGUGUAUCUUAGCAUCCUAUGGUCGCAUUGUCUCUGCUGUGAUGAAAAUAACUUCUAUUCAAGGAAAACUCAAGGCAUUCUCAACCUGUGGCUCUCACCUUGCCUUGGUUAUUCUUUUCUAUGGUGCCAUCGCAGGAAUCUAUAUGAGCCCUUCAUCCAACCACUCAACUGAAAAAGACUCAGCUGCAUCAGUCAUCUUCAUGGUUGUAGCCCCUGUGUUGAAUCCCUUCAUUUACAGCUUAAGGAACAAUGAGCUGAAGGGGACUUUUAAAAAGACUCUUGGCCAGAGCAGGAUGCUUUCCCGGUGAUUUACACUGCUCUGAGAGGAGUUCACCAGCCCGGAAAGCAUGCUGACACCAUUAUUUUCAUUGUUAGUUUAAAAGCUAUCAUUAAAUACUUAAUGAAGCUUG